AUGUCUGAUGAUAGUUUACCAUCAGAGCCCUCGGGGUCUAGCCCUAUUGUGGUUCCUAAACAUAACACACUGGCAGCUUCCUCGGACGGAGAGGAUAGCGACUAUCAGGAAGACAUGAGUUCACUGGAGGAAUCUCUGGGUAGUCUGGAGAAUGUGUCGGGGGGGUAUAUGGAUAACGAAGAUUCUCUGGAGGACGAGGACUUUGUGGAAGAGGAGGAGUCUGUGGAGGAGGAGGAGGAGUACCUGGAGGAGGAUGAUUAUCUGGAUGAGAAAACAUUUCUACAGAGAGAAACGUAUCUGUUUAAAGGAGUAUUUGUGGAGGAGAAAACGUAUUUAAAAGAAAAAGAGUUUCAGAAACGUAUGGCAAAGGGUGAGUAUCUGCAGGGAAGAGUGUCUAGAGAAGCACCUGGAAGGGGGAGAGUAUCUACAGGUACUCAGGCAGAAACAGCAAGUGAGAUAGACGGAAAAACCGAGGGCACUCACUGCUCUGUCCAUGGUGCUGACAGAGAGGAUGCCCUCAAGACCAAACUGCUCAGAAUGUCUGCAGCCCGGCCCCUACCUAGAGAGCAUCAGGGAGACUUCAACAAUGUGAAGCGCCUGCCUGACUUGAGCCCAGUUCCCAGUAGUGUUCAAGAAAUCAGUGUCCUACCUGCCACUCCUUCCAGCUCUGACCAUGACCUGAAGUUCGCCACAUCUUCUUACUACAGUUUGACGGGAGUCGGUGUCUCUCUAAGAGACCAGUUCAGUCAGACGGAAUGGCCCUACAAGAGCAAGAUGGGAACGCCUUUAAGAUCAAAAUCCAUGCUAGAUCAAGACUCCUCCAUGCUAACACAUAAGAAAUCUGAUUUGGAAGCCUCGGAGGCCUUCCCUCAAGGUUCCUUUUGGGACACUAUAAUGAAUGGGCCUUUCGACAAGCAAGACGAGGAAAGCUUUGAUUCUCUUCCCAGCGCCUAUCAGUCUAUGUUCAGGGAGAUCCUCAGUGAGCUGGCGUCUCGGCACGAGCUGGACCAGGACUUGGAUAUGCCCCUGAGCAAGCUGCUGGAGGGUGAAAACAGGAAGAAGCUGGGACUCUUGCUGAAGAAAAAUUUUGAAAAAUACAGAGAAACAAUUAUGUGGCUUAUAAACAACUGUGAAGGUCAGAAUAUGCAGGAGGACAGUACCACCACCAUCAAGUACUUCGUAUCAACUCUGCAACAGCCCCAGAAGCCAGAGGCAGAAGAAAUCAGAAGGGGUAGUUCUACUAUCAAGAAGCAGUUAAAGCUAGACGCAGAAUGGAUACAGGCAAAGAUGAAGGUACACCAAGGUGAUGGAAAAAUAAUUACCUACCGCAGUGGGAAUAUUUUCCAUAUUCUUUUUCCUAAUGCCACGGGCCAAAUAUACUACCCAUCAGGGAAUCUGGCUCUGCUUAUCACCUGCAAAGGAGUCUCCAGGGUCACAUACAUUGUUCUGGAAGACUGUGCAGAAAGUAAGAUCCGAGGCUUUGUCACCAACUCUGGCCAUGCCACCUUCUACAAUGAGGACGGAGAGAUCUGGUUGAGCCUGAGCAAACUCCUGGGCUACUACUUCCCCGAAGGUCAGCAUCAGAAGGCGUGGAACUGGUGGAACCUGGGCUUCCACGUGCACGCACCCCCCGUCAUGUGUAUCACGUUGAAACUCAACAAGUACGUCCAUAUACAAAUUAGGAGCCAAGACAAGGUCAUCUUCUUCUUCUUUGCCCCCAAACAGAGGAGGAUUUGCAUAAACAUGGGCACCAGGUUCAAGUUUAUAAACCCGAAACUACUUCAAGCCAUGAAGAAUAAGGAGGUCCUGGAGACCAAGCCCUGCCCAACAUCGUGGAAGAUCCAGGCCCUUCUGGGAAAAAUAAGCAGGGGUCUGAAUUUCCUGAGCCUGUCUGACUUGGAACACUUCAUAGAGGUCGUCCAGGUGGCACUCAGCAACCUCAGUGCAAGGAAAUCUCGAAUCUGGCUUUAG
Arvicola amphibius (Eurasian water vole) is the source of this 1971-nucleotide messenger RNA. RefSeq names its product glutamate rich 6B (gene Erich6b). Lineage: Eukaryota; Metazoa; Chordata; Mammalia; Rodentia; Cricetidae. Bases 1 to 1971 code for a protein of 656 amino acids. The record is from RefSeq and is a predicted model, not a curated record. The transcript has 12 exons.